GUGGGUAGGUCAGCUUCAGAGAGGACUGAGCGGACCCCAUGUGCUUGUGAGGCGGAGGGAGUUAAACGGCACCCGGCUGAGACACACUCGGCUCGUUUUUAAAUUUACAAAGAGACACCGGCGGGGGGGGAGGACGGCUCCACCUGACGUUAGCAUGUUCUGCACCGGACGCUGCCUGAGGACCGCGCUGCGGCUCGCGGCCACUUCUCACCGGCAACAGCUUCAGCAUCAAACGCCGGCCUUGUGUGCUCUGCGGCUUUUGGGGACCAGCCCGACCGUCCACUCGGAUGCCUUCGCCACCCCUGCUCUCGACGGAGCACCCAAACAGUACUCCGCCAAAAUUCAACAGCUCGUCGGUGACAUCGCCAACCUCACGCUAUUGGAGGUGUCGGACCUGAACGAGCUCCUCAAGAAAACUCUGAACAUUCAGGAUGUUGGAAUGAUGCCGAUGGCUGCGUCAGCUCCACCCGCGGCCGCCGUUGAAGAGGAGGCGGAGCCGGUCAAGAAGCAGCAAACUCACUUCACAGUAAAAUUGACAGAAUUGAAAGCAGCUGAAAAAGUCAAACUUAUAAAGGAAGUGAAGAACUGCAUCCAAGGCCUCAAUCUGGUGCAGGCUAAGAAACUAGUGGAGGCACUUCCACAGGAAAUCCGAGCCAACGUACCCAAAGAAGACGCAGAGAAACUGAAAGCAGCCCUGGAGGCAGCAGGCGGCACCGUCGUGUUGGAAUAGAUGCUCGGCCCGCCUGUUCUCCACCGGUUCGCUGCUCAUCUCAUGCACUUCAUCCGUCAUUCUACUAUUGCUUUCUUUUUCUUUCCUUUUUUUUUUACAUGACAAAGAGGAACAUCCUGGGAAAUAAAGAAAUGCCUUCUGACAUUAAUAAUGUCUCUUAACAGCGUCAGAUGAGGCAGUACAUCUCAGACUGAACUUUGCCGCACUGCUGUUUGCCUUUCGAUCUGUCUGCUCAAGUGUCGUCGUGAUACUUGGGAAGCAAACAAGCGACAGAAGUACUGGCGAGUAACGAGUAACUUUGUUGGUCAAUUUGUGUGUGUGUAUGUUUAACUUUUCACAGAAAGGUUUACGCUGUAGGGAAAUGGUUCCCUAUGUUGAGGAACACACUAUCUAGUUCAGGAUGGCUGGGCUAAGUCCUUAUUACUUUUGUUAAUAAUGUGAUUAAAGUUGAAAUAUCCAUAAAUAUUUACACCGUA
This is a messenger RNA of Gasterosteus aculeatus aculeatus (three-spined stickleback), 1206 nucleotides long. It is a transcript of the gene mrpl12, whose product is annotated as mitochondrial ribosomal protein L12. The record is from RefSeq and is a predicted model, not a curated record. Lineage: Eukaryota; Metazoa; Chordata; Actinopteri; Perciformes; Gasterosteidae. Gene Ontology annotation, molecular function: structural constituent of ribosome; mRNA binding. Gene Ontology annotation, biological process: translation. Gene Ontology annotation, cellular component: mitochondrial large ribosomal subunit; ribosome.